Spodoptera frugiperda (fall armyworm) is the source of this 882-nucleotide messenger RNA. RefSeq lists its product as uncharacterized. The transcript has 5 exons. Lineage: Eukaryota; Metazoa; Arthropoda; Insecta; Lepidoptera; Noctuidae. The record is from RefSeq and is a predicted model, not a curated record. The coding region runs from base 108 to 791 and encodes 227 amino acids.
GUUUGUUUUGACACAUCUGUCUUAAUAAUCUAUUAUUGUUGUAGACCGAUACUUUACAAUCGAUUUGUUAAUUUACUUGUUGUAUUACUUUUAAUAUACUGUGUUAAAUGCAACCAAAUGCCUGGGAUUCUGAUCAUCGUAAAUAUCGAAUACCUCAGGUGAAAUCAUGUUGUGGUUGCGUCACAGAUUUAAAAACGGCUACAGCGAUUAUUGUCGUCCUCGGUAUAGUAACCUGCCCAUCGGUUUCGUGGGCGACCGUACGACACGCUUUUGUAAUACGAGUCUCAUGCUUUAUAACCAGCAGUGCAGACGAAGCAGAUGUGGUUGAUAUAAACCUCAGCAACGUUUUAAGUUUUGGUUUCGGCGCAAACGCUGGCCUGGGCCCAUCAUGCUUGUCUUCUAAGAACAAAACUGCAUCUCGAACGUUAACGACGCGUUCUAGUGAAAUGGGAGAACUGUCUAGUUCAUCAUUAGUAAAAAUAAUACGAUGGAUCGGCUGGGGUGUACUAUUUACCGACUUAGUCUUCCUAGGUUUUAGUCUCCAUUUUCUUAUCAAAAUUUUUAGACCUCCAGACCAAAAAGCAUUAAAAAAAUUUAUGAUAUCGUGUGUUGUAGCAAUGAUAGCUUCGUUCAUGUACGGAAUGUUGUAUGUGGCCGCAUGUUUGACAGUCGGGGGACCCUUCCCUGUGUUCGAGUUUUUGUUCUGUUUUGUCGAUUUAAUAACCUGGACCUACUAUCUAAUAGUAAUUAAUUCCUACAAAAAUUCCACCUACCGAGCUGAGAAUCGAUAGUAUAUGAAAUUAUGUAGGUAUAAUGGAUUUAUUCUUCUAUUAGUCAAAUGUACCGAAGUCAGUGAAGUGUUUAACAAUAGGAUCUUGUUUG